Messenger RNA from Zonotrichia leucophrys gambelii, 5736 nucleotides. It is a transcript of the gene FGFR3, whose product is annotated as fibroblast growth factor receptor 3. NCBI's taxonomy places the organism in Eukaryota, Metazoa, Chordata, Aves, Passeriformes, Passerellidae. The record is from RefSeq and is a predicted model, not a curated record. Gene Ontology annotation, molecular function: ATP binding; fibroblast growth factor receptor activity; fibroblast growth factor binding. Gene Ontology annotation, biological process: multicellular organism development; protein phosphorylation; fibroblast growth factor receptor signaling pathway. Gene Ontology annotation, cellular component: plasma membrane; signaling receptor complex. Bases 118 to 2616 code for a protein of 832 amino acids. The transcript has 18 exons.
CGCUCCCUCCCUCCCUCCCUCCUUCGCUCGAUGCGCGGUGCGCGGCCGGCCGCGGGGCUUGCGCAGCGCGGCGGCGGAGCGGAGCGGUGAGCGGCGGCAGCAUGCGGCGGCCGGGGGAUGUCUGAGGCGGGCGGUGCGGCGGCGGCGGCCGCGCUGCCCCGGCGCCGCUCCGGAGGCAUGCGGGCGGCCUGGGGCUCCGUCUGGUGCCUGUGCCUGGCGGCGGCCGUCGGCGGGAUACCGGCGGCACGGCGGCAAGGCGGCGGCAAGGCGGCGGCGGCGAGGAGCGGCGGGCAGCCGGCAGAAUACUUGAGGAGCGAGACCGCCUUUCUGGAAGAGUUGGUGUUUGGAAAUGGAGAUACCAUUGAACUUUCCUGCAACACCCAAGGCUCUUCUGUGUCUGUUUUCUGGUUUAAAGAUGGUAUUGGAAUUGCACCUACCAACAGAACUCAUAUUGGACAAAAACUGUUGAAGAUAAUCAAUGUGUCAUAUGAUGACUCGGGGCUGUACAGUUGCAAGCCAAGGCAUUCCAAUGAGGUCCUGGGAAACUUUACAGUCAGAGUUACAGAUUCGCCUUCGUCAGGUGAUGAUGAGGAUGACGAUGAUGAGUCAGAAGAUACAGGUGUCCCCUUCUGGACCCGGCCAGAUAAGAUGGAGAAGAAGCUGCUGGCAGUUCCCGCCGCCAACACCGUUCGCUUCCGAUGCCCGGCGGGUGGAAACCCAACCCCUUCCAUCUACUGGCUGAAAAAUGGCAAGGAGUUCAAAGGGGAGCACAGGAUUGGGGGCAUUAAGCUGCGCCACCAGCAGUGGAGCCUGGUGAUGGAGAGCGUCGUGCCGUCAGACCGAGGGAAUUACACCUGCGUCGUGGAGAACAAAUAUGGCAACAUCAGGCACACCUACCAGCUCGAUGUGCUAGAAAGGUCACCCCACCGACCAAUCCUGCAAGCAGGGCUCCCUGCCAACCAGACUGUGGUGGUGGGGAGCAAUGUGGAAUUUCACUGCAAGGUCUACAGCGAUGCCCAGCCUCACAUCCAGUGGCUGAAACACGUGGAAGUCAAUGGCAGCAAGUACGGACCCGAUGGAACCCCCUAUGUCACAGUGCUGAAGACGGCAGGUGUUAACACAACGGAUAAGGAGCUAGAGAUUCUGUACUUGCGAAAUGUUACUUUUGAGGAUGCUGGGGAAUAUACUUGUCUCGCAGGGAAUUCUAUUGGGUUCUCACAUCACUCUGCUUGGCUGACGGUGCUACCAGCCGAGGAGCUCAUGGAGAUGGAUGAUUCGGGCUCAGUGUACACUGGCAUUCUCAGUUAUGGCACUGGCUUUUUCCUCCUUCUCCUGGUGCUGGUCUUGGUGAUUGUCUGGAGGAUGAAAAUGCCAAACAAAAAAGCCAUGAACACCCCCACUGUUCAGAAAGUCUCCAAAUUCCCACUCAAGAGACAGGUAACAGUGUCGCUGGAGUCCAACUCUUCCAUGAAUUCCAACACGCCGCUGGUCCGGAUCACGCGCCUCUCCUCCAGCGACGGGCCCAUGCUGGCCAACGUCUCCGAGCUGGAGCUACCUCCAGAUCCCAAGUGGGAAUUGACACGCUCUCGCCUGACCCUGGGGAAGCCGCUUGGCGAGGGCUGCUUUGGCCAAGUGGUGAUGGCAGAAGCCAUUGGGAUUGAUAAGGACAAGCCAAACAAGGCCAUCACAGUUGCUGUCAAGAUGCUGAAAGAUGAUGCCACAGACAAAGACCUUUCUGACCUGGUCUCUGAGAUGGAAAUGAUGAAAAUGAUUGGGAAGCACAAAAACAUUAUUAACCUCCUUGGUGCCUGCACACAGGAUGGACCACUCUACGUGUUGGUGGAGUAUGCGUCAAAGGGGAACUUGCGGGAAUACCUCAGGGCACGACGCCCACCUGGCAUGGACUAUUCCUUUGACACCUGCAAGCUGCCCGAGGAGCAGCUGACUUUUAAGGACCUGGUUUCCUGCGCCUACCAGGUGGCACGGGGCAUGGAGUACUUGGCAUCUCAGAAGUGCAUUCAUCGCGACUUGGCAGCCAGGAACGUGUUAGUCACUGAAGAUAAUGUGAUGAAAAUUGCUGAUUUUGGCCUCGCUAGAGACGUUCACAACAUUGACUAUUACAAGAAAACCACCAAUGGUCGGCUGCCUGUGAAAUGGAUGGCUCCAGAAGCCUUGUUUGACCGGGUCUACACUCACCAGAGCGAUGUCUGGUCUUUUGGAGUGCUACUAUGGGAGAUCUUCACUUUGGGAGGGUCUCCAUACCCAGGAAUUCCUGUUGAGGAACUCUUCAAGCUCUUGAAGGAAGGCCAUCGGAUGGACAAACCUGCCAACUGCACCCAUGAUUUGUACAUGAUCAUGCGGGAGUGCUGGCACGCCGUCCCCUCGCAGCGACCCACCUUCAAGCAGCUGGUGGAAGACCUGGACAGGGUCCUCACUGUGACAUCCACCGAUGAGUACCUGGACCUCUCGGUGCCCUUCGAGCAGUACUCGCCGGCCGGGCAGGACACCCACAGCACCUGCUCCUCAGGGGAUGACUCGGUCUUUGCACAUGACCUGCUGCCUGAUGAGCCCUGCCUGCCCAAGCACCCGCCCUGCAACGGCGUCAUCCGGACGUGAGCAGCCCGGGCACGUGGACAGACAGACGGACAGACGGGCGGGUGGGCAUUGUGCCCGUGGAGGCACGAGUGCGGGGCGCCGAGCGUGAAACCGUACUGAAGGAUCUUCCAGUGGAACUGUGUGAUGGUGCCUGGAGAUUUGUGUUGUUGACAAGCUGUUCAGGGUAAAAAGAAAAAAAAAGAAAAAAAAAAAAGAAACUUUUUUUUUUUGUCAAUUUUUUUUUUUUAAUUUUUUUUUUCCCCUAUUGCUGUAUGAAAAGUCAAGAAGCACUGUUUGGCCUGAAGGAACUAAUCUCUUGCCAAGAUGAUCUGUCCUAGAUGAUUUUUUGUUUGUUUGUUUGUUUGGGGUUUUUUUUGUUUACUUUCCAUUUUGUUAGGGAUUUUUCCUUUACUAAGGAGAAUGUUGAACCUGGGGGGUGCUGACCUCCCAGCCUCCGCGUUCCGAGUGCCACAGUAACCGUUCUGUGCCUGCAAUACGAAGAAAAGAGAAAAAGAAAACUUCUUUUAUAAAAAAGCAAAAAAAAAGUGUCAAGAAUGUGGAAAUUCUUCGCUUAUGCAAUCUGUACAUGAACCUUUUUGUUGGAGCUGAAAAGCCACGUUGCCUGCAGGGAUUCAUAUAUUUAUAAAAAUACCUAUAUUUUUGUUGUCGUCGUUUUUAUAGCUUCACGAUCAUACUACCCAGCUACAUAGAAGGAAUCCUUUCUGGAAGAACAGAGAGCAAAGCUAAAUAAAAUGCAAAUUUGUCAUGGAGAAAUGAAAGUAAAAAUGGUGAAAAAGAGAUGGUCAAGUCAUCUGAAGUGUCAGCGCCUUGGCCCUUGCACGGGGCUGGGAGCGACGAGUCGGUGCCAGGGCAGGAGCAGAGCCCAGGGAUGGCAGAGACCUGUGGGAUCCCUGGGGAGCAGAGCAUCACACCCUGACCUUUGAGACCAGCCAGCUGGGGGGGGAAAAAAGGAAUAAAUCUCAUUUUUGGGGGUUUGCCUGUUCUUGCUUGCCAGGGGUGAGUGGGGGGAGCAGCUCCUCCAUGCACCCCUCGAGGCCAGAGGUUUGGCUCCAUCUACAUGCAGUGACUUGGAGAAAGAAGUUACGGGUACCUGUAGGCAAGAGCCUUUAACUUAUAUCAAAAAGGUUUAUUCCAGAGAAUCUGUGUAUAAAUCUAUAAAUAUAUCUUGUAUAUAUAUAAAUAAAUAUAUUGAAAGAAAAGAAUGUAUAAUACUAAUGCAACGUAAAGCAGUACUGAGAGAGAGUCUCAAAAUACGAGCAUUGCAAUCUAGGAUAUACUGAUCUGGGCAAAAGAAAAGAUGUUUUUGAUUGUCUGUUUUGUAUCUUCACAGUUUUGUUUUAAAAAUUGUACCUUAACAUGUAUAUUUGUAAAGUUAUUUAUAGACAUUAACAUAUCUGUUCAUUGGUUUAAAUAGCAUAGCGUUACUGUAAACUUUAAAUUUCACCAAACUUAAGGGUGUUUUUUUUAACUUAUUAAAAUGGAGAAAAAAUAUAUUAAUCAAGUUUUUCCUUUGUGUUUAUGGGAAAUAUUGAAAGAAUGUAUAGAUGUACAGUCCUUUAACAAAUUACAUUUAAUGUUAUAAAUAUAUAUAUGUAUUCAUUAAAAAAAUAUUAGUUUAUCCUGGAUUGCAGUGAGCAAAGGUAAGUUUAUUUUUCAAUACAUCACCAGUGGUUAAAACCAAACAAAUAGCAGCAGAGAGAUGAUUUUUACACAUUUCAGAAAAAUAGGGCCAAGAAUUCUUCCAUCAGUUUAACCACUGUGCAUUAAGGGGGUGUGGGUGUUUAUUUUUCUAUUUUCAAAUGAAGGUAUUCUUUGUGGUCGAUUUAAUAACAAGUAUGCAGCAAAGUGAAAUGUUGACUUUGGAUGGUGCAGGGUAGGUUUUUUUCUCUCCCCUUUGCCAGUACUGUUGUAUUUUGGGCUUCAGAAAUGCCAUGUGAGCAGAAUAGUGACACUGUUUGCAGGAGAGCUGCUACAGCUGCAUAUUUCUUUUGCAUCUAACACAUUGGAAAGUGCCAGUGAUGCCUGAUUUUUGGUGUUUAGAAUGCUAUGCUGUUUUGUUCCUCAACACCAGAUAGCUGUGUAAAAGCACAGGAGUGACCUAAAGAAUGUUAGCAUGGAUCAAGCUGACGGUGGGGGAUGUUUGGGCUGAGGAUUUUUUGUGGGUGGGUUUGUUUUUUUUUUUUUUUUUUUGUCCAGAAGACUUCUUUAUGUACUACCAGAAGAGGGAAAGCAAAUUACAUCCUGAAUUCGUUCUUUUCAUUUUUCUCUGGUGCAUAUUGCAUAUCAAUGUUUCAGAAUAACAGGAUGACAGCAUCUCAUUGAAAGAUUUUUUUUCUUCUUAGAGCCACAGAAUCCUUAUCCUAAAAUAAAUAAUUUAUAGUUUGAGGUUACUUCAGUGGAAGUUUGAGAAGGUAGAUUUCUAUAGAUUUUUGUUUUGUUGGAAUAAAAAAAAAAAGAAUUUUUUGGUAUUUUCUUACAAAUGUCUGCUAAUUGUGUACAUUCCAAGUACUCGAAGCAAAGAGUUUUCCUGUACUGAAAAAAGAAAAUGUACAAAACUGUGCAUGGUUUUAAAUGUUACUAGAUAUUAUAAAUAUAUAUAUAAUUUAUUGAGUUUUUACAAGAUGUAUCUGUUGUAGACUUGUUGACUUUAACAUUUCUUAUUCAAUGCUUAUAUAGUUUUAUAGCCUGGACUAUUAUCUUUAAAAGCUUAAAAAAAAUUAAAAGUUCCAAUUUUGUUACAUUUUAUACUGUUGAUGUUACAAUCCACAGGUUUGCAUAGUGUGAUUUUUUGCAAUGAGCAACUCUGUUCAGUUUAUUUUAAUACUGUACUUCUGUGCCUGACAGCUGCAGCUGUCAAAGGUGUGAGAUGAACACUAAAUAAAACUAUUCUGCUUUUGUUAACAUGGAAAACUUACUUCUACCAAAAAAAAAAAAUAAAUAAACAAGUUGAUAAAUUUUGGGGUUUAUUCCUAGUUGUGAGGGUCCUUUGCAAAACCAAGUGUUCCAGGCACUGGGACUUGUAGUGCCAGAAAGGUUUAAAUUUUUUUUAUAGUGCUGCUUUGCAAGUCUUGGCCAGUUCAGGUUUUGUAUUCAUAAUAAAUGGUAGCCAUUUUGGUUGAA